UUGCACGUUUGCCGCCAUUUUGCCACAGCAACCGCCAGCCGCCAGAGACAGCCACGCUAAGCCUCCACCCGGCGCUAGGACAGAAGGCGUGAAGAGAGGAGAUCCGAGGGUGGGUAUCCACGGAAGAAGAGAACAAGGCGGCAGCAGGCGGGCAGGAGCUCAUCACAAAGUAUCGCCAUGAUUUUUUCGGUUGGGAAGCCCUUACUAGCCGGCGGCAGGCUACUGAGGGCGGCCAGCCUUUUCCUCGUCGUCGCCGCUGCCGCGCUUCGCAUCAGCGGCGGCGAGGCGACAACUACCACCACCACCGCUAACAACGCCGCCGCCGACAAGAAGGCGCAAACGUCCCGCAGGCUGGAACCAGACGUGGGGGUAGCGGCAGACGACGGGGGGGGGGGGGGGNGGGGGGGGGGGGGGGGGGGGGGGGGGGGGGGGGGGGGGGGGGGGGGGGGGGGGGGGGGGGGGGGGGGGGGGGGGCGAGCGGCAGUGCUGGGUGUUCAACCACAUGAACAAGGCCGGGGGCUCCACCGUGAAGUACAUGCUGGGGCCGUGGACUAUGGCGCAGAACGUUACCGUAGGCCUCUACGACUCCCCCCAGUGGCUGGAGGGGAAGGAGUUCGCGCAGGACUUCCUGGGGGACGAUAACUCGCUCAUGUGGGGCGCUUACACGGAGGGGCUCAGACCUUUCGGGGGCCUGGGGCUGCGGGAGUGCAAGUGGUUCACCAUCUUCCGUCACCCCAUACCCCGCCUCGUGAGCGCGUAUUUCUACUGCAAGAAGAAGCCCCAGGAUGGUCUCUGCGCGACGGCCGCCCUCGAUGCCAACGCCGACGACACCGACCUCUACACCUUCGCGGAACACUGGGGGGACUUCGGCCUUAGGCAGUUCGCGCUCGCCUUCGUGCUGCCGGAAGAGAUGUUGGCCAACAAGGUGAAGUACGACCCCACCGGAAUCUGCACGCCGUACCGCGGAAAGAGGAGCUGCCCUGGAUGGUACGAGCUCAAGCUCUACCUGCAGCAGCAGCUGGACGAGAAGGAACACGAGGAGUCGCGCGGGUGGGACUGGUUCGGCGCCGCGGCCAACGGCGCGGCCACCAUCAGCCACCUGCUCCAGCCCGUGCAAGAGCUCCUGGUUAACGAGUACGCGGCCGUGGGGGUCCUGGAGCAGUGGGAGACGAGCCUCCUGCUGUUCAACGAGGCCCUGGGGAUGCCGGGUUUCGACUGGCCGGAGGCGUUCGGCAUCAUCGGGAAGAGGAACAGCGACGGUACGUUUCAUAACGAGGAGGCCGAGAUGCUGCUGAGGUCCUGGACCGAUCCCAGACUGCGGAGGUACCUGUCGCUAGACCUGCUUCUGUACGACUAUGCGGUCAGCGUCCACAACCAGCAGGUCGACAAGCACGGGCUCGGCGAGGGGAGUUAGGCAAGCGCAAGCGCAAGCGCAAGCGCGUGCGUGCGUGGUAGGUGUACGUGUGUGUAUGUCUUUUCUUUUUGUGUGCGUGUGCGCAUGUUUUUAUAAGAAAUACCACUAUAUUUGGCAUCGACCGCGCUACAAAAUUAGAACCGUCUGGCUAAAAGAUUAAUCGCCAGUCUUUGCGCGGCUAGAAACUUUUCGAAGGCCCGUGAUCUGAGCGUCAGGCGUGUUGUGUUGUUGAGAGGUUAUUGUCGCCACGCGCGUGUGCUCAGUGAGGGCGAGGGCUCUCGGGUGGUGGUGGUGGCUGCGUGGGGAUUGAAGUGAGCUCCCCCCAGUGGGUGUUCCCACCCCCCCGGUGUUUGCCAUCCGGGUUGGGUUUUCGUCGCAUGGCAACGACGUUGUAAAACAAGCCGCCCCCCCCCCUGGUGUUUGCCAUCGGGGAUGGAUUUUCGUCGCUUGGCAACGACGUUGUAAAACAAGCCGCCCCCCCCCCUGGUGUUUGCCAUCGGGGAUGGAUUUUCGUCGCUUGGCAACGACGUUGCAACACAAGCCACCCCCUCGGUGUUUGCCAUCGGAAUUGGGUUGUCGUCGCUUGGCAACGACGUUGUAAAACACGCCAAUUCACUUCGUGAACUCGGCAACCAGGAUACCGUUUUUUUUUUUACCUCCGGUUUUUUUUUUUUUGCGGUAACCAUGACUGGUGGUCGAGUGGAUCAUGUUGUGCGGGGUCGAGAACCCUCACUCCGCGCAAGGGGGAUGAUCGCACCACGUUGUGUUAAUAUGGCCAAGCACCCUCGAGGCAGUUACACAGUGCUUACAACGGUCUCUGGAAGUGAAAUCACCAGAAAAUAUAUGAAGUCAUACGCAACUGUCAUCCGUAUGCAAGGAAGUGAGCACAAGAUGCCGAACACCCUUAGCAGGAUGCAGCGCACCCUUCAUGCGACUCGCCGAAUAUCUCACGGCGCUUCGCGCUUGGUGAUGUGAGAGCCUGGUCCGGUGAGAACCCGGCGUGCUCCGUCCCGGCUUUGUAGGGAUGCGAGGUCAAUGGUCUAACGACUACGGCAUGCACGACUAUGAGUACACCCCACCAGCGGGCGUUGAUCUAUAUGUAUUCGUAUCGGGCACGCACGCGCACUUGCGUGUGACUUUGCUUCGAGUUUUAUUCGGGUGCCUAACAAAUGGACCCGCUUCUUCCUCGUCGUUGUUGUUGUACGUACGUGUGCUGAUGCCCCGUGAUGUGGCAACGCGUGCACGGUGCUGGUGCUUUUUUGUUUUUGUCGGGUGCUGUUUGGGGGCUGUGUAUGAAUGGCGGCGUGCAGUAGUUGUGUCGUUACUUCUCGUUGCUAUGUUGUUGCAGUCCUUGCGGGGGGAGUUUCGGGAGGGUGUCGCUUUCGUGCUUGUCGUACGAGUCUGCUCCGGCUUGGGGGGGGGACUGCAUUUCGACAGCCUCUGACAAAGAGCGUCCCGAUAUAGUUAGGGGCAGGUGAACUGUAGAGCCUGGCACCAAUGGAACGUGGUGUGCAUGGUCAUGGUUUCGUGUCUGGCGUCGUGUAUUGCGGUGUAUUCGUUUGGAUGGUGUGCAAUGGGUAAUGGUUCUGUGUCGAACUGUACGUAUGCAUGAUAUGCAAGCGUAUCGAUUUUGUGUUUGUUUCCUCUUGUGGGAAGUGCAAAGUUGUGGCAGGAAUAUUAAUAGUCUACCCAACGCAGGACGCGGGGAAUCAACAGGAUGCGUUUUGCGUUUUUUUUGCUAUACUUCGCUUGGUUUCUGCAGUGAAGCCUUGAGCCCUUGUUCUCGUACCUCCAAGAAGUAGUGAGGGACUGACUUGACACGGUCGUUGGAAAAGCAAGCCACACGCCGAUUUGUUUGACGCGACCCGGCACCUUGCGUAGGAGGGGAGGCGAGGAUACGUCGUUCCUUUUUCAUUGUUAUUUUUUGGGGGGGAAUGGGUGGCUCGUUGUCCGUACGAUGGCAGGUGCGAAAAAGCUCAGAUUGCAAGGGCACACACGCUGUACACGCAGACAGAGAACUUUUUAUUUUUGCAUUUCUAUGUGGUUCGUUCUUCUAUUAUUACUAUUAUUACGUGCAUCGUAAUGUCUUCGUCGUGUGGCGGCCCACAUUCCGAGUGAUGACUCUGGAGCGACUAUUUAGGUAUGCUUUCUUUCGUAGGGACCAAGUCCGUUCCCUACCCUGCUUUGGUCUUGCCUACUUCUGCGCAUUGUCGCCCCUAUGUUGCUCAGUUGGAAACAUCGUAACCUUCUGGCUCUCUACAUCGCGGGUGCGAGUCUCUCUCCGGAGUGCCAGAGACUGCGGGUGGAAGUAAGGGCAUAGACGUGGCCAGUAAGUAUUGACAUGUUCAAUUCUCCGUUAUCUCGAAUGGGCAGUCUUUCUUUGAUUGUAAGCAUUUUCUCUAUAACGUGGAGUAAAACAAAAAACCUAGUGCAUGUUCGUUUCCCUGGCUGGUACAGUAAGCCAAAUUGAUCUGUGCCGAAACGUGCAUGCACGUAGACUGGCGCCAAGCAUAGAUGGGGGACGAAAACAUACUCACGUGGAGCAGGAGUUAUUAUUCUCUCUGAUAUUGGGGAGACCUUUCUAGGCGAGUGUGUAGUCUACCGUCGCUCGUCGUCCAAGAUUUUAGUCUCAUAAUUUUUUCCCGUAUUGUUUUUGACUGCAACCCUAUUUGGUCAGCUCAUGUGUUGCGUUUCUCCUUCAGAGUUGGGAUAUUUCUGCAUGCAUGUCGGAAU
Messenger RNA from Ectocarpus sp. CCAP 1310/34, 4147 nucleotides. NCBI's taxonomy places the organism in Eukaryota, Phaeophyceae, Ectocarpales, Ectocarpaceae. The record is from the annotation of a GenBank genome assembly.